This is a messenger RNA of Panonychus citri (citrus red mite), 1221 nucleotides long. Its product is annotated as prolow-density lipoprotein receptor-related protein 1-like. The record is from RefSeq and is a predicted model, not a curated record. Gene Ontology annotation, cellular component: plasma membrane. The coding region runs from base 165 to 857 and encodes 230 amino acids. NCBI's taxonomy places the organism in Eukaryota, Metazoa, Arthropoda, Arachnida, Trombidiformes, Tetranychidae. The transcript is spliced from 2 exons. Gene Ontology annotation, molecular function: protein binding.
AUUGAUUAUCAACUAAUCACUAUUCGUAAUCAUCACAAGAUCAUUUGAUUACCUUUAAAGGUGAAUACCAAUCAUUUUUUAAUUGCUUAGUAAAAAAAUCAAAUCAUCUUCUAGUCUUUCAUUGAUUUUCAACCUUGUGCUAAUUGUUUGUUAAUUUAACCAUCAUGAAAUUUAAUUUUCUGAUCAUCUUUAUUUUCAUCAUCAAAAAUCAUGUUGAUUGUGAUAUUAAUGAUACUUGUGACUCUGGGCAGUUUAAAUGUUUGAAUGGUCAGUGUAUUGAUAGUAAAUUAAUUUGUAACAAUUGGCCUGAUUGUUAUGACUUUUCCGAUGAGCUUAAUGUGACAGGUUGUAAAAGCAAAUACAGACGAGGAUUAAACUUAAUUGUUCAACCAUUAAUUGUUGUCGAUGAAGGUAACAAGCUAUUGAAUGAUAGAGCAGUCAUGCCGCCCGGUUGUCCAUCUGAUCUCCGUUCGUGCAUUGGAACCGGAUGUGGACCUGAUUUUGUCUAUUGUGAAGUCCAUCGGCUCUGUGACUGGAGGAACGGGAAAUUUAAUUGUAGUAAACAAUGUUCACCUGAUCAGUUCAGAUGCUCAUCACAUUACUGCAUAAAUCAAACAAAAGUCUGCGAUGGAAGAUUUAAUUGUUUCAAUCAUAUGGACGAAUUUAAUUGUCGCGAUAGAACUUCAAUUAUUAAUAUAACUGAAAUUGACGCUCGAAUGGCCUCCAGGCAUAAACACUUUGUCCAAAUCAACACUCGUUCACAACAAUCAAAUACUAAUAGUUUUUGGGAUGAAGCUGCGAUUUCAAAGUCAAUCUGGAGUUUUGUUCAUCAACAAUUAAAUAUCCCAAUUCCUUAAGGAAAUUAAUCAAUUUAACUUGAAGUAAUUAUCAAAUUAUCAUUUUUGUUUCUAUUUGUUUAUUGUGUGUAAAGUAAAUCAAAAAGUUGAUCAUUUAAUUACUAAGAUGAUUCUAAAUAACAUAAUUUAGUAAUUAAAUGAUGAUCAUGUAUAAUUUUUUUGUUUGUUUGAUGAAAAGUGGUUAUAUUUAGUGAGAAAAAGGGAAGAUUACAAUUUAAUUUAUAUUAUUAAUAUUAUAUUAAUUGUUGUGGUCACUUUUUCCGAGAUCGGCAAUUGCAGCUCGACAAUUAAUAGGUUUAAUUACUAUUAUUAUGUAAUUAAGUUGAAAUAUGUAAACAAAUAAAAUGCCAAUUGAAAAAUGUAA